ACAAUUAUAUAUUGAGUUGUUAAUAUUUUUCAUUGCAAAUUAUUUAAUAUUUUUAUGUUAUUACUUGUAAGAGCACUGAUACUCGCUUUGUGGGAUCGCAGCGCACCCACAAGGGGUACGCAGAUGCCCCACAGACUAUUGCCCCAGUCUGGCUUGCAUUUCUAUCACUGUGGGUCACCUGUGCACCCACAGUAGGUACGCAGCGUACCCAAACACAGGUAAGCAUAUAUACUCUUUUUGGGAAUGCUGCGUCACUAGCUGGUGCAGCUGCAAACCCAAAUUUUUUUCAGUGUAGUUUUGUUUCGAUUUCAGACGACCUUUUUUAAUUCACUUCACUACAACUGCAGUACAAGGGCCUGGGCCCAUAACCUAUUGGUUAUGACAAUGUUUUAUUCCAAAAUUUUACGAAUUUAAUUACAAUCUUUUUCAUUGUCAAUCAUUUUGAAACUGUGUAAAGUUCAAUAAUUUUAAAUAUUUACAAGUUUAAUUGUUUUUUUAAACAACACAAAUAAAUGAUGACGAAAUAUAAUUUCUCAAUUGGCAAAGUGUUUACGAUUCCCUGAAUCGGAAGAGAAAAUGUUUUUCUUGUUGUGACAAUAAUAAAUUGAAUAAAUUAAAAUUAUUAUUAAAAUUUUAUUAUAGUAAGUAAAUUUUAUUUAAUUACCAUAAAUUCCUUUUAUGUUGUGCAAAAUGUCUUUCGUAACAAUCAGCUUUAAAUAAGGGGCCGUCCAUAAAUUACGUAACACGUUUAGGGGGGAGGGGGGGUUCGAGAAAAUGUUAUCAUAUGUUACAUGGGAGGGGGGGGGUCAAUCAUCAUUGUUACGUAAUAUUUAUAAGGAAUUUAAUCUCUUUAUAAUCGAUAAAUUUUUGAAAAGCUGUCCCUUGCCGCCACUUCAAUAUAAGUAAAAAUCGAAUCAUUUCGCGAAUCGAUUCUUGGGAAUCGAUUAUAUCGAUACUAUUUCAGCUGUUUCAAAAUCAUCUGUUCGCAUCUGUCAUGAUUUUGUACUUCUUUAGUUUUGUUAGUGAUUAGUAAUGAAUUAAAAAACUAGUGUCAUAUUUUUUCUUUAAUUACAAAAUGAAACCUGAUAUUGGUAAUAUCUAUCAGCGAUUAUUUGAUGCUUAUAAGAAAUCGCAUUCAACCAAGUCUGCUGGUAAAGCACAGGAAGAAGUCGUUAUUAUUUGGAAAGACCUAAAAGACAAAUAUAAGUUACAAGACGAUUUGGUCAAAAAAGCCGAAGAAUUAAUAUCAGAUUAUUUAAAUUUGUCACAGAAGAACAAAUGUAAUAAUAUCUUAAAGUUUUUUACUACGCAAACAUCUAAAUCUUCAGCGUUAGCAAAUCAAAGUCAACCAAGUUCAUCGGCAUCUAAUGUAGAGUCCCUUACCGUAUCAAGCUUGUCACCAAUUUUAACAGAAUCUUCAGAUCAUUUAAAAUCUAUUUCACGUGAAGACGGUAAAUUAUACGAUGAAGAAAUUAGCGAAGCAUCACACUUGUCGACAAGUAAGAAUAACGAUUUCUUUGUUUAUUGCUUUGGUAUCCAAUUUAAAUUGCCUUGUAAUAUUAUUUUCUUGUAAAGAUUCCUAAAGUUACCAUCGAUGCUCAGCAUCGAAAUAUAUAUUUUUUAUACAAAUCUGAAAAAAUAAACCACUCAAUUUUUCCUAAGAUUUAAGGUUAAAAAAUUCUCUUAAAUAAUUUUUUACUUCCUAAAAAGUAAAAGAAGUGAAAAUAGUUAAAAUUUUAUCAUUAAAAAUAAAAAAAUAGUUAAUAAUUCCAACUUUAGGAACCUUUUUGCA
Molecule: messenger RNA, 1792 nt
Organism: Leptopilina heterotoma
Lineage: Eukaryota; Metazoa; Arthropoda; Insecta; Hymenoptera; Figitidae
Exons: 2
Coding region: 1076-1573 (165 amino acids)
Source: RefSeq, a predicted model, not a curated record